AAGGGAUUCCUCUUCCAAAACUCGCCAUCGGUUGAUUCGAUUUCCAACUGACCUAUUGUGCUGACUUAAAAAAAGUGGAAUACAAAGUUUAUAUAUGUUACAUUGAUUAAAUGUUUAAUAAAAACGAAGAGAAUACAUACAUAAGGAAUUUAUUCAAUUUCGCUCUGGAGCAGAAUGUAAUAAAUGUAAUUGGAGUCACUUGCCAAACGGAAACGAAUUAUAAAGAGUAACAAGUAAUUAAAAACUUAAAUGAAUAAACGUAUUCACAAUGUACCAAUACACUGCACUGGACGUGAAAGAGCUAUUACAUCCAAACUUAUUACUGAACAUAGCCGAGUUAAGAAAACUAAAAUCAACAGUAAUAACCAAGAAGAAUAAUAAAUUAAGAAGACGCACAACAACAAUCACUACCAAAAUAAAAUUUAGAGCAAAAUCUAAGAAUCUCAUUAGCAGUGUUUGUCUCAUCUUCAAUUCAACUUCGACACAAUAUCUGUUAUCUUCUUUAAAACGUUUCAAAACUAAAGCGGAUUUAACUGGUAGCAAGCGUCAUACGAUAAUAAUAAGCAAACCAUUAUAACCUAGCAGUUUCUAUGCAAUAUUUAUUAAUAUAUAACAAAAUAAAAACACCAAUCAGUUUCCUACGGCGACAGGGACUGAAAAUUGGCGCGUUCGCAUAUAAAAACUAUAACAAAGUAGUACGUACCUACAUAUAUGGUGCAACUAUGUACAUGUAAAAUUAGCAUAUAUGUAUGUAAAAUGUAUAUUUAGUAGACAACUAAUGGAUUAUACCUUUUAAUAAGUGCAUACAUUUAUACACAUGUAUUUGUUUAAAUAAUGUAAACGCCCUGCGAAAGGCUUAACAAAAUGACGUCGCAUUCACAAAUAAACUAUGAUUAUAACAAUGAAAACGAUGCCUUAUCCUGCAAUAGCCGACCAAUUAGUAGCACUUUACGUAGAGAAAAUAAAAAUAAUCAAUUUAAAAAUCACGUUGACAGCUGCGGCAAUACAAAUAUCUAUGGCACCACUAACGGAUCCAGUGCACCCAUUAACGCAGUACUGCACCAGAAAUCUAACAAAACUGGCAGUGAAAUGAGCGCAGAUGGAAGUGAUGGUAACCGGGCGUAUAGAAAUACCUACAACUGCGGCAUCAAUGCCUUAAUAUUAACAGCAUCUGCAACAACAACCAUCAAAUCUUCAGAAUCUACCGCAGCUGGAAGCGAGUACAGCCAGCUGCAUGCCGGCAGUGGUUAUGCUCAUAAUGAUAAUGUUAAUUAUCAGUGUCACACGUAUAAUAGCUAUGCUACUGAUACUUAUACGAACGUUGGCGGUAACAGCCGCGGUUACAGCUGUAAUGUUGAUCCCAUCUGCAGAACCAUGUACGUUAGUGCUUCAAUAGCUGGUAAUACAGGGGAAUUUAACGAAGGCAGUAGUGGUGGCAGCACAACGUAUACGACCUGGGAGAACACUAUGCGUAAUGGAGAACAUGUCAGUGACGGGCGAUAUUCAGCGUUAAGUAGUACAAAAAUGUUGCCGCGCUUACCGACGAAGCCAAACAAAAGCAUGCUCGAUGGUAUGUACGAGUAUACGGGUGGACUGAAGGUGCAGCAGCAACGUGAUGAUGUUAAGCAAUCACUAGCAAUGUCAUCUGCGUUGCAGUUACAAACAGCAGUAGCGGCACGGACUCCGCAAUGUCGCAUGCACUCGCAAAUGCAAGUGUUAACACAAGGCUACGGUGCAUCGCGUUUGACUGAAUUGGCCGAACCUGCUACUUGUACGACUGAUAGCUCUCGAGGUGAUGUUGGCCUUAAUGAGCAACACUUAAAUGGAAUGGCAUCAUUGCGUUUACUGCCUCAGCUUCACAGUCAGCAGUCACCACAUGUAAAUGUUUUGAAAAGACAGAUAUUUGAAGGUGGUAACGCUACGGCAAUAACAGCCACACCGACAACAACAACUGAGCUCCAAGACACCGAUUGCAACACAUACGACAAUACGACAAUAAAAAAAAACUAUUACGCUAAUUGUGACGGCAAUGGAAGUAAGCGUAGCGAACGAUGUGGCUCCUAUUACGCAGGAUUUGACGAUUCCAAAUCGGUUUACUAUGCGUCAGCAGUGCAACGGCGACAUACAUCGAUGUCGCCACUUGAUUUUCGGGAAUUUGACGACUACAGUAAUUCAUAUAAUAACGCAUAUAGUAACACCGACAAUUUAUCGACAUGUAGUGACACGCCAGCAUAUACAGCAACACAAGCCCAAAAGCAGCAGUUGCAGCAACAGCGCAAGUAUGCGAUAUUGAUGGCAAUGACUACGGCAUCGGUGAUAGCGUCAGGUGAAACGCGUACACCAGUGAAGCGUAUUACCGAACGCACAGCGACAACUCUCACCGAUCGAACGACGCUACAUAAAAAGGUCCUGCCGCCAACCACAGCGGGUAAAGUGGCUGACGAGUAUCAUUAUAUUGGCAUGGAAACCGACUUGUGGGAGUGGAAGAAUGAAAGAAUAUGUAGUAAUAGAGCACCACCAAAAUCUUUAACAGCAAAUAUCGCGCACGAUAAAGAUCAGACCGAUAUUAUAGUCGAUAAAUUAACAAUCACAGAAGCGAGAUCAACGGCAAUAUCGGAGGCGGCCUCUGUUGCGAUGACAAGUAAUGUUACGCUGACGGAAGCCGCAACAACGUCACCAACUAGCGCAAUCAGAACAAGUGAGGUUGCAUCACCAACGGCACUCGUCCAGCCGACUACUGCUAGAAAAUUGCCAAAGCGUCUACCAACGCCACAAUACAAUAGUGACAAAAACAACGGCAGUAGGAAAGCAAAUGGCGUAAGUAAGAAGCUACCAAAAUUGCCAAUAGAAAUGAUUGUGUCGAGCGACAGCAGCAACACGACAGCUGAUAUGCCAACUAAAAAAAUAGAGCAAGCAGUUCCGCCUAUAAUAGCAAAAACAACUUCAAUAAAAUCGUUAUCAACAUCAUCGGCUGUAUCAAGUACAUUGCCUUCGUUAGCUGUAAACACCCACUCGAAAUCAUUAACAUGCAUAACAUCAACAUAUGUAUCAUCAUAUUCACCUUCAUAUUUGUCAUAUUUAUCAGAUGCAACAACUACCAUAGCUAGUGCAGCAGUAAAAACACCAAAAUAUAAUGAAUACCUUCCAUCAAGCAAGACUUAUACAUUGAUUUUAAAUGAGGAAGCAUUGGGUACUACGCCAACGACAACAAUAGUUACCGCAUCCGUACCAACGACAAUGGUAUCAAGCUUUGCAAAACCAUCUAAUCGUUUAAACGUUACUAGCUCUGACAAUGAUAUUACUUUAUCAGUUGUACUAACAACUGGUACAGUAACGGUGACUACAACGGAAACGUCGUACAGUCCAGGUUAUAGUAAAAACAGUAGUUACCUCACCACCUAUAACAACAACAAUAUAAACGAUAGAACUUCUGUUGGAUACCACAUGAACAAUUCGAAUAAUAACAAUAUCCUUACAUCGCUAAGCAUCGCGGCACCAAUAAUUUCCUCAGAGAAAAAAACAUCAAUAACAACAAUAGCACCGACGUACUCAGAAUCAUUGAUUACAUCAGAACUUCCAUUUUAUUUGACCUCCUCAAAUAUCAGCAGCAGCACCAGUACUAGUAUAGUUGCGGAUUCGUAUGCAAAUAUUUCACAACCGAUAUCUUUGCCCCCAUUGUACUCGCCUUCCAUAUCAAUGCCAUGGUAUACAUGUACAUUAUUGCCAGAUGUAUUACCGACAGUAUCAGUUAUUACAACGACUUCAAGGCCACAAGCAGAAGUAACAACAUCACCAAUGGCAUCAACAAUUGCUUUCAUAUCAUCCGAACAAAGUGGCUUCUUGACAAGCUCUAAAUUUAGUCAUAGUUGUAGUGAUAGUUUUGGGAACAUCACGAGCAUUAGUAAUGCACAUAGACUUUCAUCGGCGAAAACAAAUACUUCUAGUAGCGUUAUUGGUAAUUGCAUGAGUACCAUUUUUGAUGAAUACCUUAAGCGGAAUGUCGACAGCUAUCAUAGUUUUAUAUCAUCAACAACGCCAACAGCGAUUGCAACGAUAGAAGGCACUGCAACUGUAAUUGCAACCGCGGCUGCAACUGCUACAAAUAGAACAACCACAACCAUCACAUCAUUAUUGUCAUUAGCGAGCCUCAUUCCUGCGACGAAUACUGUAGUAACAACUGCAUGUGCCUCAUUAGGGUCCUCAACUUUUACAUUAGAAAAAAAAUUAGCAUCGUCUACGAGUAUAGUAUUGUCAUCCACUGAAAGCUUAAGCCCCACAUGUGUCUUACUGAAAUCAGCCAAAACAACAGAAAUCAUAAAAGAAGCAGAAGACCAUGAGACACCCUUAGCAAUAACAACAAGCAUAUCCACAUCAAAUUAUUUUGGAAAUGAUUCUCUUAGUUCAAUCACAGCCCCGACAACAAUAAGUAGCAGUAAUAGUAAUGGUAAUAAUAACAGUAAUGAUAGUAGUGGCCAAUUGCUCACAACAACUAUUGAACCAGCAAAAAAAGUUUCAGUCUCAGCCACAUCAUCAACUAAAACGGCUUUCACCACUACACCAACAUCAUAUUCAGAUUAUUUGACACAAUACCAAUUACCAGUAGCAACAGUUGCAACAGUUGCAACAAAACCAUUGUCAGGUAUUGCCUACGACGAUUAUAGCAUAAAUAAUGAUACUGACAUUGCCAAUGACAUCAAAAGAGGAUUGCCUGCAUAUAUAACCGAUUUUCUAAACUGUGAUAGAACAAAGUCGAAUAUAGAUAUAACACCCAUAAACAUAAAGUCGACAACUGAAGACAGCUCAGCAGCAAGCACGCCCCCCACGCUGGUUACAGCAACAGAAAAAGUCCCAACGACUAUCAGCUCAACCGUUGGUGUUGAAAAAUUAAGUGACGCCUUGCCAGGAGCAACAGCAGGCUUUGCAAUCGUUAGUGAUGUAUUUUCCAUUCCCUACUCCUUAGAGAGCACAAUAUUUACUGGUGAUAAAAAAUGUGUUGAUAUGACUUCGACAACGUCCAUGGCACCAUCAGUAACAACGCUGUCACUCGCCUCUGCAUUUGAUGACAAUUUUUACAAUAGUUACAACGUAGACUGGACUGAUCUGACUGUACCUGUUGCUGAGGAAAGUGUAGCAGCUACGUCGCCAGUUACGGCAGACAGUUCGUCUUAUCAACACAAUGAUAAUGCCGUGAUAACAUCAGCAUUGCUCAGUACUUCAAUCGAAACAGCAACAUCGGCUAUAUCAACAGUAGCAACACCAGGUAGCAUUGGUAUCGGUGGUGGCCGUAUACAAGAUGGUUAUUUUCGCCCAACGUUGUCAAUAACAAAUACAGAUAUAUUUAACAAAAAUUCAAUGACGACGAAAAUAACAUCAACAGCAACAGAAAUAGCGACAACAACGUCUGCUUCAUUUGGUGUUACCGGCAAAGCCACAAGUGUGUUUGGUGGCAUUUCCAAAGGCCUAAAAGGCGGUCUGGAUGGUGUGCUUAGCGGUGUUGUAGCCACAACCGAUAUUAAUGCCAAAAAACAAUCACAACAACCACCAAAGAAGAGUGGCUUUGGCUUCGGGAUUGCUUCAAAGUUUGUGCCGAGCGUCGGUGGUUUACUUGCCGGUGCUACGGCUGCGGUCCAACAGACGGGAGUUCCAAAGGCAGGUAAAAGCACAGAUACUGUCAACUUAGCAGCAACAUUAACGGUGGCAACAAAGUUGGUAGACACAGGGGGUAUGUUAUCUACUGCAACAACUGCAACAGACACCUCCCUUGCUAAAUUGUAUACUGGAAAUGAGGUACUCGAAGACUGUAGCAGUAGCAAAAAUAGUUAUGACUUCUCUACUGGCAGUGCUAAUUUGAAUAAAUUUAGUGAUCCUUCGUGUACGAAUAACACCGUUCAAUUAGAAAGCACUUCGUACGAUGUGAGCGGUAAUGCCAUGUACGGUCAACAAUCUCACGAUAUGAUGUCGAAUACAAUGCACAUGAUGGGUGACAUCAGCGUCGACAGUGGUGACGACACCAUCUACCUGCAGUAUCAGCAACCGCAGUUAUCCGCUAAAGAGGUGGCAAGUGAUAGAAUAGAAGUUCAAUUUAAGCACCACACAUAUGAAGAUGGCUAUGAAGCUGGCGAUGUGGCGAACAAAAAUGCAGCCGUGGAUGAUGAGUAUGGCUACCCUGAGUAUAAUGAGUACGCGGCAAAGUUAGUAGCUGGUGAUGAUAUUUAUAAUGUCAUUUAUGCUGAGCAAAUAGCCAAUGAAAUACACAUUGUUGGGGCCGAUGGCAGUGUGGUAAGCACGACAGCUUUAUUUAACGAUAACACGAUGACAACAUAUUACCAUCCGCCACAACAAAUUAACAAUGAGCAUGGACGUGAACAGCAGCAAGGCACAAAAUUUCCGAGCUCUACAUCCUCAGCGAAGAAGGCCACAUCAUCGCUGUUGCCGUCACUGACGAAUUUUGCUGCACAUAUACAGACCCAACCCCAACCUAAAAGUGGCUUUAGUAAUAAUGAAAUGGCCCAGUUGUCACCACCAACAACAGCUACGGCUGCUAAGCCUGCUGGUGGUGGUGGAGGUGCAGCCGGUGGCAUGUUUGGUUCGUUCCUGGGCAAAGCAGCUGCAGCGGUACAAUCGGCUACCCAAGUUGUCAAUCAAGCUACUACGGUCGUGCAACAAAAGGCGGCUACAUCUUCAAGAGUAAUAACAGUGACAACAUCUACAGGCAUAUUGCCAACGACAGCAACGGUCGUGGCUGCGGUCACACAGGGUUAUACGCUCAUGCACAAUAACGAUUACAAUAUGCAUCAGCAGCGAGAACAACAAAAAUUGCUAUCGCACCAAAACUCAUUGUCAAGCCAAUACUCCAAUACCACAGCAAAUGGCGAUGAUUAUGAAAAUAGAAAUUUGUAUCAUUACAAUGAUAAUGCAGCUACUAUUGACACGGUAACAACAACUGCGGUAGAUACUGCAUCACAACAAUAUGCCAAUUACUAUUUAAAUGGUAAUCAAAGCCAACCGCAAGAACAUCAAAGUGGUAAAUUGUUGCCGGCGGUGCCACCAGCUGGAUCUACCGGUAAAAAGCUGCCCACCAUCAAUACCAGUAAGUCAGGCUUUUUGAUAAAACAGCAGCCAACCGAAAUCUACGACGACGAUCUAAUUGCUGACGAUAUGAACCAUGUCAAUGGGCACCCCCUAAUCGAUAUUAGUGAUGAACAUGAUGAAUUGCUCGAUGACGAUGAAAUCGUCAACGAGUUGAAUGAUAAUAAAUUGGAUAUUGUUGAUAACGGUGAAUUGGAUCGGUACAUCGUUGAUGAUCGUAUUGGCGACGAAACGAGUUAUAAACAGCAAAGCUUACGACAAAAACAGCCGAACUAUGACAUCGAUAGUGAGGAAGCUAAUUACUACAUGGAUCCCCAGCUGCAAAUGACACCGUCGGAUACGCAGCAAAAACUUUCGCAACAUCAUCAGCGACGAUUGAUUGCCAAUAGUUAUUAUGAGCAUAACAAUGGUGGUUAUGAUUAUCGAGAGGAUUAUUUUAAUGAGGAAGAUGAGUAUAAAUAUUUGGAGAAGGAGCAAGAGCUGCUUUACAAGCAACAGAAAAAGCAAAAAUUACCGAAACAAAAACAACAGCAACACAGUUAUCAGCUUGAUGAUACUAGUGAUAUAUAUUUAGAGGAGAACUACCAAAGCGAAGACAGUGGCAAUUAUCUAGAUGAAAGCUCGAGCGGAAGUGUUGUUGGUGCGGCGGCAAAUGCUAAAACAAAUAAGCAACCACUUGGCCCUGCUAAACAGCAGGAUGUUGUAGAAAAUGCUACAGUAUCGAAUAGUUUACAUACAAUACAUUCCUCAACGGUUGUGAUUGCUGAUAACGCCAGUGGAGUCGGGGCUUCACACCCUCAUCAUAUAAAAAAGCAGGAUAGUAUAAUAAUGGAAGAGGAUGAAGAUGAUAUAAUGAUCAACGAAGUUGGUGUAAGCAAUAAUGCGAUAAGUAAGGUUCAACAGUCGUCGCUUGGUCGAACGCCGAGUCAAGAUUCAAUGAUCGCAAAUGAAGAUGAUAUAAUGUCUGAACUGCCAUCCUUGUCCGUCACAGUCAAUAGAAACGUGCUCAUGCGUGGUGAAACCGAAGAGGUGGUGAGCGGACAUAUGCACAUGCUACGGAAACCGGAGGUCACAGCAAAACAGCGGUGGCAUUGGGCUUACAACAAAAUCAUAAUGCAAUUAAAUGUAAGUAAUAACAAACAUUAUAAUAUACCCCUUCUGUUGAUUGAAAACAUCUGA
Messenger RNA from Anastrepha obliqua, 8268 nucleotides. Its product is annotated as mucin-22-like. Bases 865 to 8268 code for a protein of 2467 amino acids. The record is from RefSeq and is a predicted model, not a curated record. NCBI's taxonomy places the organism in Eukaryota, Metazoa, Arthropoda, Insecta, Diptera, Tephritidae. The transcript is spliced from 4 exons.